GAACACAUUACUUGGAUCUGAUGGGAAUCUAACGGUGAGAAAGCUUCUACAUUAAGUCAAGGUAAGUUUCUUACUCUAACUUCCCACCAGAAUGGAAUUGACAUAGUAGAUCUAAAUAAAUUGGAUUUUGCUGAUUUCUGGCCCGGAAAGAUGCGAAAGUAAUUAGACUCGUUCGCUCGCCGCCGGUGUCCGGUCGGCGAGCCGCCACCCUUCCGUCGGGGCGUAGGGCCCUCGAUCCUGUUCGUGCUGAUGACUGAUUUGUGGCCAUAUCUUUUUUCUAAAUUAGUCAAUCAACAAUGGUAUUUACUGAUGAUCAAAUAUGUUUCAUACACUGUCACUCAUGGAAAUCGGCCGUAGCGUAGCUGUAACUAACACGUUUUGUACGUGUUUACAAACAUGUUUACAACCCAGUCCCAGGACCAAAAUCCAGAGUACAGCCUAAAUAAAGUUAGGGCUAGGUGCAAUAAAAUAUCACAUAUUCUAGCCUACUUGGAGGAGAGCAAGAGGAGACUUGCACUUUGCUUUGUGUAUACUAUAAAUUUUGAUGAUGACAAAAGUGACAGCUGGGGGGGGGGGGCACGUUGGACAGAUAUGUACAGCUGCAUGGGUCACUUGGAAUCUAUAAUUAGACAGUGAAUUAAGCUGAAAUCCGUCUGCAUGUUUGAAGGAUAUCCUGCUCAUAAACGAGGCUCAUAAACCUUCACCAUCAUGUGGUUCAUAUAAAGUGUUUAAUGUUCUGUAAAAGUUUUUAUUGGACGUUGAAAUGUUGAUUUCCUCUUACAGGUAGAGUUGACACUCGGGAAUUUCCUGAGCCACAAGGAAUAUUAAACAUCCGAUGAGAGGAAAUUAACUUUCCAAAUAGAUACUCCAACUCACGUAUUGAACUAAAAAUGCCUGGACGUGGACGUUUUCGGGGUCGUGGACGUGGGCGUGGUCGUAGAGGCGGUCGUGGGGGACGAAGCCAUCAAGGGGCUCAACAGACUGUUCAGGAUGAUGAAUGGAACAUCACAGAAACAGCUUCUACAGAUGAGGAAUUUGAGAAACGCCCUGAACUGCUCUUCACAUCCUCCAAAGUGACCUAUGAACAGCACUUGACUGCUCAGGAAAAUUACAGGAAUGUUUAUCUUGCAACCAUGAAGGUUCUUCUUGCUAAUGGUGUCAACAUCUCGCAAGGUAUCAAAGUUCGUGCAUUGGCUGUAGCAUGGGCCAGGAAGGACCAUACCUUAGCAGAAACCUUUCUGAAGGACUCUGAAACCUUCACAAUGGCAGAGAUUCUAAAGGCGCUUACUCUCCUGGAUUCAGGGCGUCGUAUCCGAGAGAAAGAACGUCGCCUCAGGCAGCUUCAGGUCCACAUACAGGAGAGGGUCAAGGUCAACCCAAAGAAAAUGUCAAAGGUCAAAUCAGAUAUUGACAACCUGAAUGCCAACAAGCCAAAGGUUGGUUCUGUGAGUGGAGCUCUGAGCCGCCAUAUCCGGCAUUGGGUACGAAGUCUUUCUGGUGCUCAACUGGAAUUCUAUGCCCUCCACUAUCCUAAAGAACCAUGGAAAACUCUGGCUGAUAUAUGCCAUCUUCAUCCCAAAAAGGACUUUCCUGAGAAGCCAUGGUUCCUGUCAUAUUGUUUUGGUGAGCCAGCACCAAGUGAAAGCUUGGUUGCUAAGUGUGCUGGUAUGAAUGCUGAAAAUAUCAAUGAACUUGUAAAGGGCAAUGAUGUUCCAUACAGCCACAUCAAGCAAUUCACCAGCAAUCUUACAGAGGAGAGCAAGGGACGUAUUGCAUCCUAUGAGGAGAAAGUUGACACCCUGCUAUGGUUCUAUGAGGAUCUGCAUUGCCCUAAGGUGGAUGAGGUGAUUUGCCGUCGUAUCUGUGAUGGUGAGGUGGUGAGUCUUCCUACAGGGAAGUUGAUGGAGAGGUUACUCUUAAUGAAGACCAGAAAUAUUGGUGCCAGUGUCCUUGAGUCUCUCAUCCCAGAGGCUGCAAAGAGGCUCAAAUCUAUGAAGCUUUCUCUGGAGGCACCUGUCGCUAUACUUGGUGAUCGCUCACCUUCCAUGGAGGUUGCCAUCAAGACCAGUACUAUUGUAGCAGGUCUGCUAACUGCCAUCACAGAUGCUAAACUCUCCUUCUUCUCAAAUAAAGACUAUGUGCCUGAAAAGAUCCCAAAGACUAUAACUGAGGUGUUGGAGAUGGCAUCUACUCUGAAGACUGAUGGUAUGACAGCCCCUGCAGCCAGCCUUUGGCCUUACUAUGAACGCAAGGAAGUAAUCAAGACAUUUGUAGUUGUGACAGAUGAGGAGGAAAAUGGGGAGAACAAUGGUUAUCGCUUCCUACCACUGUUCAAGAAAUACCGGGAGGAGGUUUACGCUGAUGCCAAACUAGUCUUCAUCUCCUUCCUGUUCAGCCAGCAUGCUGUUGGUCAGAUGGUCAGUGCUUUGAAUGCUGAUGGUAUCCAACCCAUGCAGUUCAAGUUCAGCAGAAGCCGACCUGAUCUGACCAAGCUUGAUAGUAUUCUGGGUCUACUGUCCACCUCAACAGGUGAUUUCAAGAUGGAGGUGGAUCGCAUUGCUAAAGAGCUCACUGACGCCCAGGCCAAUGCCCAGAAUCAGGUUGAACCAUGAAUACUAUCAAUACCCAUCUAGCCUUAGGUAGUGCAAGAAAUGUAAUUGAUGGCAAACUUUGUGAUCGAUUGGGAAGUUUGUCUUCAAUUGCAAUCUUUGCCAUUGCUAGAUCACAGAUUUAAUGUUUGCUUGCCUCUAAAAAUAGGAAAGCAUUAAUUGUAAAUUUGUAAAGUGAUCGCAAGACUUAUGAUUUAUCAUGGGACCUAGAAUUAACUUGAAAUUGAAUGUAAUUUUUAUAUCAGUGCUCCUCUGAGUUCCACAUCACUGAUAUCAAACUGCAAUAAACAAUGCUUAAACAGAGGAUAUUUUGCUGCUUGGUUUUUAAUUUGAAAUUACAUUUUGUUUUAAUCUCAGCAGCCCGUAUUCUUAGGCCAUGUUCUAACUCUGUGUUAAAAUUAUGGGAAGCAAAAAAUUUCAAAAUUGCAUUUAUAUAUUGUGUUUCCUAUCUUUACUUGACUCUGUACUCAUGUGUUAAUAAUUAAGAGAACUGCUUCAGUAAUUAUUCCCUGUCAGUUAUGAAUGAUUUGAGUGUUAAAUGAGUUGAUAAAAUGAACUUGUAAUGUUAAAGAUACCUGUCACAAUUGGCUUAUCAACAGUUGAACCAUGACAUUAGACCAGAGUUUAACUUAAACCUGAGUUCAGAAUACAGGCCAGCAUCAGUAUUCCAGAGCUCCUUUGUACCUACAAAAAUCCCUUGUGAUGAUUUGAAAGAGUUCAAAACAUGUUUGGCUAUGUAUCUUUUAUGUAUUUUAUAUAUUAAGGGGCCCCACGGAAUUUUAAAAAAAUUUAAAAAUGGGGGGUGGGGCUAAGUCAAAAGUUGGUGGCUGACCAUAUAGAAAAUCACAAUCAGUAAUUUGCACAUUUUUAGUUUAGGUUUAUUUAGAAAAAAUUGGGAUGAGGGGCUGGACCCCAUUGCCUAUAUAUGCACACUGGCCCCUAAUAUAUACUUCCAAAUUUAAAACAAGAGCCAAGUGAGAGUGCAAUAUCAUACUGAGUUUUGAGGUAAACCUCUGAAAUUCAAAUUAUUUUUACUUUCCCUCCAUGUGUAGCGAUACAUGUUGAAUUAGAUUUGGUGCAAUUGCUCCUUCAUGUCAUGAAAUGUUACAACUCUUCUACUAUUAUUAUUAUUUAUUUUGCAUUUCAAAAAGCAAGCGGAGAAACAUAGAAUAUUGUUAUUGCAAACUGUGACAUACUUAAUCCCCAAAAUGCUUUCCCUGCUACAGUCCCAAAGUAGCAUGGGGAAAAAAAGAAAUGUAAAAUUCCUAUAACCCACAAGUCUUUCUUUCAACUCGACUUAUUGACUCUUGAAUAUUUCAUGAUUGAACUGUAGUCAAUACAUGUAACAUGAUAAAAGAAUUCUCUAUAUUUUGUGUAUGAAGAAAUUAUAUUAAAAUAUAUAUAAAUAUAUAUAUAUAUAUAUAUAUAUAUACAUAUAUAUUCAUUUACGUCACUACCAUUUUAGGAAGUAUCCCAUUCAGUGUGCAAGAAUUACCUAUUGUCAAUAUGUAUGCAUAUUCGUGAAUGAUUUCAUGUUCAUGAAUAUUCUUCUUUUUUAUUACCCUUUUUCAAAUCGUUCUCAGCUUGUAUCUGUACAUGUUAUUUUGUUUAUCUAUUUAGUUUAUUUUUAAGUGACGUGUUUUUCAGCAUAGUAUACAUGUAUAAAUUACAUGAAUUUAUUUUCAAAAUGUGUAUGAUAUCUAAAAAAAAUAAUAUAUCCCAUUGGCUAUCUGAUGCGCAAUAAAAAUGGCUGGUUCAUUAAAAUAGUCAUGAUUUUUUUUUUAUUGUUGAGUUAUAGAAUUUGCAUUGUCAAUAUUGGUUUGCUUUUAUGAGAGCAAUGAACUAAAUAUGCAAUUGUUAUUGAAACUUGUAGUCAAGUCGAAUUGAAAAUGAUUCUUUUUUUUUUAUUUGAAGUGAUCAACUAAACUCAAAUGGGCAAUUUGCAAAGUUGAUUUCAGUUUUUCUAUUUUGCUCUGUCUAAACUUACAUUAAUUCUUGAUUUAUUGAUGGCAUGAAUGGUUUAUUAUUAUAAAGGAUGAUAUAUAAUAGUAUUAUGAUUAUGUGUAGGCUGAAUAUAUCAAUGCAAAUAUUGAUUGUUGACUCCAGUCAAAGGAGGGUAUGAAUGAACUUGCACAGUCAUACAAAUUUUACUGACUGCAGCUUUUAAACUCAUUAUCUUGUUUUUAAUUUGUUUUCUCUCUGACUUAUAUUAUGUUUGAUAAUAUCCAACCAUGUAUCAUUGCAAACAACCCAGUUACACGUCUAGGAUACUAUUUAGCAUUAUUUUUGUACUGUACUUUGUUGGUAAAGAUGUCUCUUACUAUUAUGUUGUAAAUCAUUGCUUAUUUUUAUAAAUGUCUUUUAUACUAAAUUUUAAUGCAAGGCCAUUGGAAAGACUUGUAUAAUAGUAUGUCUUACGAAGUUAAUGAAUUCACAUAAUCAUAUAAUAAAAUAUUGAUAAUAGUA
Molecule: messenger RNA, 5075 nt
Organism: Lytechinus pictus (painted urchin)
Lineage: Eukaryota; Metazoa; Echinodermata; Echinoidea; Temnopleuroida; Toxopneustidae
Exons: 10
Coding region: 891-2612 (573 amino acids)
Source: RefSeq, a predicted model, not a curated record